Messenger RNA from Lycium ferocissimum, 1975 nucleotides. RefSeq names its product stomatal closure-related actin-binding protein 1. Gene Ontology annotation, molecular function: actin binding. The transcript has 13 exons. Bases 218 to 1699 code for a protein of 493 amino acids. NCBI's taxonomy places the organism in Eukaryota, Viridiplantae, Streptophyta, Magnoliopsida, Solanales, Solanaceae. The record is from RefSeq and is a predicted model, not a curated record. Gene Ontology annotation, biological process: actin filament organization; regulation of stomatal movement.
UUAACUUUAUAGAAAGCAUUCAAAGACCAUAUAAACUCUCUCUCUUCACAUUUUUUUGUCUGAAAAAACAUCAUCAACACUUGACUCUUCAUGCUAUAACCAAUUUUACAAUAAUCCAAUUUUUCCAACUUUUUUAGAGGACCCAAAACUUCUGUUUAACUUAUAUAUCUCUUUGCUUUCACCAUAUUUUUGUAUAAUAUGUGAAUAAUUUGGAGUUAUGACAAGGGUAACCCGUGAUUUUGGAGAUACAAUGCAAAGGGAUGCUGUUCCUCCUGUAUCAGCAGAUGUGAUUUUCCCAUCUAGUCGCUUUCCAAAUUACAAAAUUGGACCUAACAAUCAGAUUGUGGAGGUCAAGCAGGAUUCUAAGGCACUUACAAUGAAAGAGGUGGUUGCUCGAGAAACUGCCCAGUUAUUAGAACAGCAAAAACGGCUCUCUGUUCGCGAUCUAGCCAGUAAAUUUGAAAAGGGUCUGGCUGCCGCUGCCAAGUUGUCUGACGAGGCAAGAAUGAAAGAUGCAGCUUCACUAGAGAAGCAUGUGCUGUUAAAGAAGCUCAGAGAUGCUCUUGAAGCUUUGAGAGGACGUGUAGCGGGGAAAAACAAGGAUGACGUCGAGGAAGCUAUUGCUAUGGUUGAAGCUUUAGCAGUACAAUUAAGUCAAAGGGAAGGAGAACUGAUUCAGGAAAAGACCGAAGUGAAAAAGCUUGCAACGUUUCUGAAGCAGGCUUCUGAAGAUGCUAAGAAACUUGUUGAGGAAGAAAGAGCUUAUGCGAGGGCUGAAAAUGAGAAUGCUAGAGCAGCUGUCCAGAGAGUGGAAGAGGCUCUUCAGGAGUAUGAGCGGAAGUCCGGGGCCUCAGGAAAGCAGGACAUGGAGGAAUUAAUGAAGGAAGUUCAUGAGGCAAGGCGAAUCAAAAUGCUACAUCAACCUAGUAAGGUCAUGGACAUGGAGCAUGAGCUUCAAGCAUUGCGAGUGCAGCUUGCAGAGAAGUGCAAGUAUUCCAUACAGCUCCAGAAAGAGCUGGCAAGAAAGAUGGGUGAGGAUACUGUAUCGCAGUUAUAUGAAUUGGAUGGCACGGAAGCCCUGGGUUCGUUUUUGCAAAUACAGCCCUGUUCUCUUGCUGCUUCAGAACUAUCAGAAUGUUCAAUUCAGUGGUAUCGCUUAGCGUGUGAAGGCGGAAAACAAGAACCUAUUUCAGGAGCCACAAAAACUGUUUAUGCUCCAGAACCAUUUGAUGUUGGACGAAUCUUGCAAGCGGAGAUCACAUAUGAAGGCCAGACAACAUCAGUGACGACUGCUGGUCCUAUUGAUCCAGCUGCAGGUUUGGGGAACUAUGUUGAAGCUUUGGUGCGAAGGCAUGACAUUGAAUUUAAUGUAGUUGUUGUCCAGAUGAACGGAACAGAUCAUACAUCAGAGACUAUCCAUGUACUGCACAUUGGAAGGAUGAGAAUGAAACUUUGUAAAGGGAAGACAAGUGUAGCAAAAGAAUACUAUUCCACUUCAAUGCAGUUAUGUGGCGUCAGAGGUGGUGGGAAUGCUGCAGCUCAGGCAGCAUUUUGGCAAGUAAAGACGGGACUCUCCUUUAUAUUGGCGUUUGAAACGGAGAGAGAAAGAAAUGCUGCCAUUAUGCUGGCCAGAAGAUUUGCCUAUGACUGCAAUAUUAUGCUAUCUGGACCGGAUGAUCGAGCUGCUCCUGGAGCUUAAGAAACUACUAUAAUUUCCCCCGGAAAAGUUGUAAUUAUACUCUGAUGUAUUUAUAGGUUUUGUAGUAGUGAAUAUGCAAUAGGGUUGAUUGUUGUGUGGCAUUUUAAAACCACCUUCUUGUCUUCUCUUUAUUUCUAUCUUGAUAGCAAGGCAUUGUUUUUUCCCUGCCUCUAUUUGAUUGUAAUGAUUCUUUGCUCUUGGUUUCUUUGUUUUGGCAAGUGAUUGUAAUUGAGCUUAACUACAUCUGAUUUUGGAAUGGCUUGUUGUGUUUGGCUA